CCCGCAGUUAUUGCGUGUUGAGUGUCACGGAGUCCCAGCCUUUUACUCACUCUGCCGUCAGCGGCGCCCAGGCUCUCUCGGCUAUGGGUGCCUCAACUCGCCCGCUUUACCUACUUUUUUAUACAAAGUGUCAGUGUGGCUUCGCCCAUUAUCCCUGGGAGUAGUUUUGCAGUCACCCAGACUGAAAACAAGGCAAGUCGGGUUACUGAGGCGUGACAGUGAGAUACUUCGUGUAAAUGUUUUUUUGGACGCGUUGAUUUUCUGUUCUUGGCUGCUUAGUUGGACGCAUUCGCCAGCCUAUAUUUUCCGGCGUCACCCUCUCUAACGGACGUAAUGAUUUGGGGGAAAAUACAAAGGGUAAAACGAGGAACUCUCCUUGUUUUUCAGGCAGCAUGCAGGCGACAAUCCCGAUUUGCUCCGGUGCCCCCGCAGCCGGUACCCGCUCUGGGCCAGACGAUGCAGAGGUACCUGCGGGCCCUGGAGCCCCUGCUUCCCCCGGAUGAGCUGGAGCACACCCGUGAGAUGGUGCGACUCUUUGGGCAAGAGGGCGGCCUCGGAGAGAGAUUGCAACAAGGACUGGAGAAAAGAGUCCGGUUCUCUCACAACUGGAUUUCGGACUGGUGGGUGCAGUGGGCAUACCUGGAGAGUAGACAGCCCUUGGCAGUGCACUCCAACCCUGCCAUCGCCCUGCCCAAGCAGGACUACUCGGACUGGAGGGGUCAGCUCAUGUUUGCGUCGAAACUGAUUGCCGGGGUUCUAGAUUUCAAAGCCGAAGUCGACAGCGGCUCUCUCCCAGUUGAGUAUUUGAGAGGCCAGCCCCUGUGCAUGGAGCUCUACCCUUUGCUCUUCUCAUCCUGCCGAAUCCCGGGACCCAAGCAUGACCAUGUGGUUCACUACAGUCAGGCCCGUCGACCCCCAACCCACAUCACGGUGGUCAGGAACUUCCAGUUCUUUCAGCUGGAGGUUAUCAAUAGUGACGGCACGCCCUUGACAGAGGGCCAGAUUCAUGCCCAGCUGUGCAGGAUCAGAUCUCAAUCCUGGAAGACUGACAAAGAGCCGAUGGGAAUUCUCACCAGUGAGCACCGCAAUACCUGGGGCCAGGCGUACCACCGGCUGCUGAGAGACAAGAUAAAUAAGGAGUCGGUGAGAGCGAUCGAGAGAGGAAUGUUCACGGUGUGCCUGGAUUCUCCCGUAAUGCGGAUUUCAGAUGACAAGUAUUCAAGUCGAAUGGCUGCACAGAUGCUCCAUGGGGGAGGGACUUAUUCCAACAGUGGCAACCGCUGGUUUGAUAAGACAUUGCAGUUUGUGGUGGGUGAAGAUGGCUCCUUCGGUCUGCUGUAUGAACAUGCCACUGCAGAGGGCCCGCAGAUUGCCGCACUGCUGCACCACGUUCUGGAAUACUGCAAACAGCCCGAUUCAGUGCGAACUCCACUCAUUCCUCUGCCGAUGCCUAAGAAACUCUAUUUCUACAUCGACCCGGAGAUCAAGCGGGACAUCGAGCAGGCCAAGCAGAAUCUGGACAUCCUGAUCAACGACCUGGACAUAAACUGCUUCAUUUUCCGGAGGUUUGGCAAGGAUUUCCCCAAGCAGCUGGGACUGAGCCCCAAUGCCUUCAUACAGGUGGCCCUGCAGCUGGCCUACUACAGGGUGCACAGUGAGAUUUGUGCAUCCUGCGACAGCGCCUCCCUCAGGAUGUUCCGGGGGGGCCGCACUGACGUCAUCCGCUCACCUACGAGCCAGGCGCUGCAGUUUGUGUGCGCUUUCGACGAUCCCUCUGUCUCAAGAGAGGCGAAGGUGGAUUUGCUGAGAGACGCUGUGGCUGCUUAUGCGACCCUCACUGAGCAGGCACUUCAAGGGCAGGCCAUCGACCGUCACCUGCUGGGACUCAAACUGCAGGCCAUAGAGGAGGGUCUGAGUGUGCCCAGGAUUUUCAUGGACACAGCCUAUGGACUGGCUACCCACUGGAAACUGAGAACUGGUCAGGUUCCGUCGAACACCGACAGCGUGAUGUGCUUUGGACCUCUUGUUCCAGACGGUUAUGCUGUGUGCUACAACCCGCAGUCAGACCAUGUCCAUUUUUCUGUCACUGCAUUCAACUGCUGUGAGGAGACGAACGCUGAAAAACUCGCGCUCACUUUGGAGAGCGCCCUCUGCCACCUUCAAGAGUUACUGCAUCCCCCUGUGUAGCCCUGGAAGAGUGCUAUGCCAAAAUCCAUAAAGUGCAUAUGCACAGUGUAUUCUUGCAUGCAAAAAUAGCUGGUCCAUGUGUGGUCUUUGUAAUGUUCUAAAGUUUGGAUGUUACUUUAGAAUUUAAAGUAUGCUUUCCAUACUAAGUAAAAUACAUUAAGUGUUGUUUCUUUAAUGCAAGAAGUGCUUGUGGAUUGAAGAGAAACGCAACACAGGGUCAAAAGUCACUAACAAUAUUUAAUUCAACUUAAGGUAGUUCUAAGAUUUUUUCUGGAGUAAAAGAAGUGUGUUGCUCUCAUUUUUAAAAAUGUGCAAUAUUUUCCCAAUUUUAUAACCAGUGCUAAUCCAAGUCUGAGUCUAAUAGCAUGACAUGGUGCUAUACCGGUAUAACAAAUAUUUAGCAGCCAUAACCAAAAUGUAUACCGCGGAGCCGCUGCGAUGUGCUGUCUGCGGAAAAGCAGAUGGAGGUUUUUCAAGCAGUUGACAUUAAACACUAAGUAGCAUGUAAAGGCUAGUUUGUUUCAAACAAACACGUCAGCCAUACAGUUUAAGUAUAAAAUAAUAAAACAGUCAAAAUUGGAAGAGUAGGUAGACUGAGUAGCACCACAUAAAGUUUUUGAUCUCCGAAGGAAAUGCAAGUUGAAGGUUCACCGUUACUUUAGGGCCAAAACGUAAAAACGAUACCGGAUGGAUUUUUCCAUUUGUGCGCCGUACGUGUUUCCGUUACUGUACGUGUUGGCUAUCGGCUUGGGUAUGCCGGUUAAGCAGUAUAACAGAAAUAUACUUCACUUAUAUAUGCUGGAUCGGUCUCUGUCCUGCAUUUUCCUCGUACAGCCUGAGCGCUAAAGUGUGUAUUCUGUGCUAUGCAAAAGUAUAGUAAUACAUUUUCUAAGCAAUAAAUUUGUAUGAACCUA
Brienomyrus brachyistius is the source of this 3101-nucleotide messenger RNA. RefSeq names its product carnitine O-acetyltransferase b (gene cratb). The record is from RefSeq and is a predicted model, not a curated record. The transcript has 15 exons. Gene Ontology annotation, cellular component: peroxisome. Gene Ontology annotation, biological process: carnitine metabolic process, CoA-linked. The coding region runs from base 334 to 2187 and encodes 617 amino acids. NCBI's taxonomy places the organism in Eukaryota, Metazoa, Chordata, Actinopteri, Osteoglossiformes, Mormyridae. Gene Ontology annotation, molecular function: carnitine O-acetyltransferase activity.